UUUUACGGUUUUUCAUUAUUGGUACUAUAAAAUAGUUUAAAACAAACCACUAGUAUCAAAAUUAUUAUCGAACAACUGGAAAGGCUUGAUAUAUAUAUACAUUGUCAUUUACCUUUAAGGACUGAAGUCAUGUGGAAAUACAUAUUUAUCACAAUAAUUUCAAGUUUAAUUGUUACCAUUUAUGCUGAAUACAGUUAUGAAGAUUGCAAAGCUUUAGGAUUCAAUAAACUUGAUUUAUAUUGCUCAUCUUGUCAUGAACUAGACAGUUUUGGAUUAGGAAUAAUAAAAGACCACUGUUUGGAGUGUUGCAACAAAGAUGAUGACGAUUUGAUUGCUCCGAAGUAUCCUAAAGCAGUUUUGGAAGUAUGCACAUGCAAAUUCGGAGCUUAUCCUCAAAUUCAAGCAUUUAUCAAAAGUGACAGACCAUCUAAAUAUCCUAAUUUGCAAAUCAAAUACGUCCGUGGUUUAGAUCCUAUGAUAAAGCUUUUGGACAAAGAUGGUACUGUCAAAGAAACGUUAUCGAUUACAAAAUGGGAUACAGACACUGUGGAAGAAUUCCUUGUAGAGCGAUUGAUAUCUGAUGAAGAAGAAUAUUUAAAAACGAAUGCCUUAUGA
Messenger RNA from Ctenocephalides felis (cat flea), 615 nucleotides. RefSeq names its product selenoprotein F. The record is from RefSeq and is a predicted model, not a curated record. Lineage: Eukaryota; Metazoa; Arthropoda; Insecta; Siphonaptera; Pulicidae. Gene Ontology annotation, molecular function: oxidoreductase activity. Gene Ontology annotation, cellular component: endoplasmic reticulum lumen. The transcript is spliced from 3 exons. The coding region runs from base 130 to 615 and encodes 161 amino acids.